AUGGAGCUUAUGGGAUCUACCUUGACGGCGACCUACGCCCGACCAAAAACCAGCCACUUCCUCCCAGCCAUCUCCACCAUGGCGUCCAGUUAUCGCAACACCCAGCCCGCUUUAGCCAUGAACCCCAGUGCCAACAUGUGGAGGAUCAACAGCUACUUCAAGGGCAGCAACACAAUCCCAACUCCACCUUCCACCGCCCAGAGAGAGAAUUUAGACCUGGUUCGAGCCAAGACCAUGUUCUACCCAUCCAACAGGACAGCGCUGUCGACCCGCUACACUCCUGAUGACUGGUACAGGUCCAACCAGAGCAACUACAGGGACUCCGAGUCGUCCCGGAAAAGUGCAGAAAGGCUGCGGAGGGACACCAUCAGGCUGAUGCAGGAUAGAGAGCAGCUGACCAGACGGACUCAGGAGAACACCAGCAAGAACAUCGGAGAGAGGCUGACUGACAUCAUCUUCUGGAAGUCUGAGCUGAGCCACGAAAUUGACAACAUGGUGACGGAGAUAGCAGCCCUCACCGAGGUCAAGAGGAGGCUGGAGAGGGCUUUGGCAGAGACUGAAGGUCCCCUUCAGGUGAGGAAAAGGAAAUAUAUUCUGAUUAGCAUGAAAGCUUAAGUUUCUCGUCUCUUGACAGCCAUAUAAGACUUUUUUGUUUGUGCAAUCGCAGUAUCAACCACGCAUAUCUUGUCUCCAGGAGCAUCGGUAUCUGGGGUGAAACAGUUUUGACUCAGGCUUAGUUUGGUUGUAGCAACAGUAUCUGUCCGUUCUUAGGUCACGCAAGUGUCUUGUUAAAGUGUCACUGAUCAUUUGUGUGGGUCAACCUGAUCUGGCUCGAGAUCUGAUAACACUGACUCCUUGUUGGGCUAAGAUCAUGUGGCAGAAGGCUUUCUCUGGGACUUCGCCACGUAACUGAAACGGGAGAGCGUGGCUGAAACGCUGCAUUGGUUAUAUAGAGUCAAAGAAGGGUGAUCUGGGUGUCUUUGUCGUUUCAACUGAACUGUUAGUUCUAGUCUUGAUUAUAUGAAGACGAGGGGCUGGGCAUGAAAUUGUAAAAUCUUGAGGUUUGGCUGAUUGAACUCUCAGGUUUGGGCACUGUAGCAAGGAGUUAGUAACUCAUCAAAAGUUAGGAAGAUCAGCAUUUCCAACAUGGCUAAUGGGUGACAUCACUGGAACAUGUUUUACACAGUUCAUGUAAGUUUGGUUGAUUCCUGACCAUGUCAAGACCUAAUUCUGGUGACCUUAGCAAUCCUUGAAAUAGACUUGUCUUGAUUAUUCUGUCAACAGGUGUCUCAAGAGUGUUUGUACCACAGAGAGAAGAGGAUGUCCAUCGAUCUGGUUCAUGACGACGUAGAAAAGGACCUCAUAAAGGUAACACGAACCCAGCACUUACAAAUGUGACUUGAAGAGGAAAAGAAAUAAGCAGACUGUAUCUUUACCUUUGAUUUAACAAGGAAGUGGAAGUCAUCAAGUCAUGUCAAGAAAGAAUGAGGCGACACUUGGACAGAGCCAUCGCUCAGCUGGCGUGAGUCAGAGGAAUUCGUCACGAUUACCUCCAGAACCUUGAACGUUAAUCUCCAUCUGAUUUGACAUAUCUCUACUGGUUCCCUCAGAUCAAACCGGGCCGCCCAGCAUGAACUGGAAAGAGACAUAAGUGACAAAGUGACGGCUCAGAGGAUCGACGACAGGUGUCACCAUCUCAGGAACACAUCGGACGGUAUCGGCUACUACAGAGGCAUCGAAAGGCUGGACCCUUCGUAAGUCACCAUACAAUACAGCUGCUAAAAGUCUCUCCAGUUUGAUUGAACUCUCCUGCAAUAUGAGUCUGGAAAGGAAAAAAAAACCUCAAUUUUAGCCAGUGUCGUUGUCAAAUCACCAAACCACCGUUGCUAUUCAUCUCUCCAUCAGACUCUCCCUGCCGGACUCGUGGUCCAAGUUCACCGACGACAACAUCCUGCACUCUCAGAGCGAGCGAGCCACCUCCCACAAACUCAGGGACGAGAUAGAGAUCCUGAUGAACACCACGUCCAACGAGAUGUGGAGCCGGUUCAACAACGUCAACGUCGCCUUCACAAACCGCAUAUCAGAGACCGCUGACGCCAAGAACAGCCUGCAGACGCACCUGGCCAAGGUCAACACCUUCGCCGCACACUCUUGUUUCAUACAAACAUUUGCAGUAUUGUUGAGUUCAUGUGACAAGAGCGUUAAGUCUUGUUUGGUUGAUUUGUACCUAAUUUUGGCGUCAUUGAUUGGAGUCUGUCUUGGCUCCAUUAUGAGAUAAGUCCAAUAGUUGGAUGAAAAUGAGGGCGAAAAUGGAAAAACCAAUUGGACAAUGUCAUGGAAAAAGACAAAAUCCUUUCAUUCUCUUCUAUUACCCAACAGAAAGGACCAGUUUGCACCACUUGUGCAUUUUUUAAGCAAUACCAAGGACAAAAUUUUCUACACAUAAGUGCAGUACCGGAAACGUAAAAUUAGAUACAUCCACACUGUCUUCUACAGGGUCUUUGAGUUGUAAAACAAUCCUGUCAUGAUGAAAGAAUAGUAACAGAUUCCUGUUUUUGCUUGUGCCAUAUCUACACUGGACUCCAUUGUAGUUGGGUUACCCUCUGAGUCCACAUCAGCUGUUGUAUGGGUUUGAAUUCUAACAGCAGCUGUGAUAAGAUGCACACUGUCCUUAAUAAACCACAGGCGCUGUCCAUUUAAAGGAGUCGUGAUUCACAGGAAUUAGAUUACAUCAAAUGAGUUUGCACAGAGCAGGCUACUGUGCCGCGCUCGUUCAGCUGAUUCCAGGACUUAAAUGUGCAGCUUUUCCACUAAUGUUUUUCCCAUUCUAGUAACCAUCUCUCAUGCUUGAGACACAGAGGGUUUACUAUACAGACCCAAAAGUGAACAGCUUUUGUCAUAUCCGUCUCAGACCCUUCAAGAGAUCUACCAGACAGAGAUGCUGAUUGAGACUCUGAAGAAGGCCCUCAGAGAUAAGGAGUGUCCGCUGAAAGUGGCCCAGACCAGGCUGGAGGAGAGGACCCGCAGGCCAAAUGUGGAGCUCUGCAGAGACAACCCACACCACAGGUAGAGCAGCUCUUCACAUGUAUUUUUAUAAAUGAAGCAGCAAUACGUAAAUGCUAAAAUUUGUCCCUGUUUGUGUUCAGACUCGUGAGUGAGGUGAGAGAGAUCGAGGACACCAUCCUGAAGCUCCAGGAGCGGCUGAUGGAGGCCGAGAACACUCUGCACACUCUGGUGAAGACCAAAGUGACCCUGGAGCAUGACCUGUCCAUCAAGGCUAACUCACUCUUCCUGGAUCAAGAGAAGUGCAUGAGCAUGCGCAAGAGCUUUCCCAGCAUGCCUCGCCUGGUGGGCUACACAUAA
This is a messenger RNA of Xyrichtys novacula (pearly razorfish), 3363 nucleotides long. Lineage: Eukaryota; Metazoa; Chordata; Actinopteri; Labriformes; Labridae. The record is from the annotation of a GenBank genome assembly.